Messenger RNA from Penicillium alfredii, 267 nucleotides. RefSeq lists its product as uncharacterized. NCBI's taxonomy places the organism in Eukaryota, Fungi, Ascomycota, Eurotiomycetes, Eurotiales, Aspergillaceae. Bases 1 to 267 code for a protein of 88 amino acids. The transcript has a single exon. The record is from RefSeq and is a predicted model, not a curated record.
AUGAACAGCAAGCGGACCCUGCGUGACAACAGUGAGAAGGAAAUGACCAGCAAGCGAGUCAAGCGUUCUGAAAAAGCCAGCACGCCUAGCAGCAGCUCCAGCCUUGAGGUGAUUGCCGACAUCGGACGUCCUUCAACCCCGGCUGCCCCUACUGUGCUUGACUACAUGGUGCAGCACAACGAGAUCAACGAGCUGCGGCGUGAGGUGGCCGGUCUGAAAGAGAGAAUGACCAAAUUGGAGGAGGAACUGGAAGUUCCGAUGGAAUGA